CGGUAGACGGUCACGAAGGAGGCAAAGGGAAGAAGAGCCUUUUUGAAAUAGUGGGAAAAUGACGACUGGGUUUGAACGAUGCAGGUUUAAUGGACUGGACUUGUUCCCGAUGGCGUUUCGACGACCCCCUUCUCUUGGUUUCUUCACUUUCCUUUCUUCGUCACUGAGUUUUUGGUUUCUGAACUCUGAUUCUUGUUCCGUUUCAGUCAUUUGAUAAGGGGGUGAAAUAAUCGAGCUCCGAUGAAUCUUCCGGUCAUAUAGCUGAAAAAUGAUACAUGAACCUGAAUUUCAUAUGGCGAAUUAACUUGGUAGGCUGUGCUAAACCUGGUUGGACGAGGAUGAGGUUAUGAAUGUGCAUUGUUCUAUGUUUGUUUUGUAAUUUUCAUGGGCAGACGUUUCAGAAAUGUCGUCUCUGAAACGUCAUCAAGGGUGAUCUGAUAAGUUAGGAUAUAGUAGUGAGGUACUAUAGCUGUUCUGCCAUUAGAACUUUUGUGGCCCUAGUAUGGACCACGGUGAAACCGAAAGUGACCAGAUUGGGCAGUCUAUACAAUUCUACAACUGUUUCAAAGUUCCAAGCCUGAGUGAAACGAUUUUGGAAACUACGCAAGUUGCAAAUUUAAAAGAUCGGUAUGUGUUGGGAGAACGAUUGGGUUGGGGACAAUUUGGUGUGAUUCGGUCGUGUUCGGAUAGGCUGACUGGUGAGAUGUUAGCUUGCAAGUCUAUUGCCAAGGAUAAAUUGAUGACAGUUGAUGAUGUGCGCAGUGUUAAGCUCGAGAUUGAAAUAAUGUCUCGAUUGUCUGGGCAUCCAAAUGUUGUAGAUCUAAAGGCAGUCUACGAGGAGGAAGAUUGUGUGCACUUAUUAAUGGAGUUGUGUGCUGGUGGGGAGCUUUUCCACCAGCUUGAGAAGCACGGCAGGUUCUUGGAAUCGGAUGCUCGGGUUAUCUUCAGGCAUCUAAUUCAAGUGGUCAAAUAUUGUCAUGAGAAUGGUGUGGUUCAUAGAGAUCUGAAGCCAGAAAACAUUCUAUUAGCCACAACCUCCUCCUCGUCUCCAAUUAAGUUGGCAGAUUUUGGUCUUGCAACUUAUAUCAAACCUGGUCAAUAUUUGCACGGUACUGUGGGGAGUCCAUUUUACAUCGCCCCAGAAGUUCUGUCCGGAGGCUAUAACCAAGCUGCGGAUGUGUGGAGUUCUGGAGUUGUCCUUUAUAUUCUUCUCAGUGGGAUGCCCCCAUUUUGGGGCAAGACAAAAUCAAGAAUUUUUGAAGCUGUUAGAGCUGCAGAUUUACGUUUUCCUUCUAAUCUUUGGGAUCAGGUGUCUUCAUCUGCAAAGGACUUAAUCACCAGGAUGCUUUGCAUCGAUCCUUCAAAGCGGCUCACUGCCAAGGAGGUUCUAGCUCACUCAUGGAUGAAAGAUGCUGUCCAAGCAUCUCAAGAGCAGGAAAAGCUAGACGCCCGAGAUAGCAGACGGGUGGAAGCAAGCAUAAGUUUGUUGCCUGCUCCAUUCAUGGUCAGAAACCAGGAUUUUAGCUUCAGUGAUGGAAAUCCUGUGAUUUGUGAGGACCAAAUGGGACAUUCACCUGUAUUCACAUGCAAAUCAUCAUUCUCUUCUUUCCUUUUGGAUAACAGUGGCACGCCGAGUUCUGUUCCCGGAGGAUUUUCUUUCAGCAGUUGUGUUGAAUUAGAUAUAGCCACCGAGUCUUCAUCACCAAUUCCAAAGCUUCCCAGCUUUACCUUCGUCAGUCCGUGUUCAACGAUUGAUCAAGGAAACAGUUCUAUGAGAUUCAAAGCAAAUUUGUCACUGUCAGAUUCGCUUCACGAAGAACCAAUAAAGAGAAAGCUGUGUGUUCUGCUGGAACCAACAAAUCCAGGCAAGCACAAGUUUGGAGAAAUGGAGUGGAAAGAAACUCGAAAGGGAGGACCGGGUGGGUCGAGAGGGACCAAUAUUCCAAGCAAAAGGAAUCAUACAAUCGGACUUGGAGAACUGGAUCAGCUUAAUCUGAUCGUGACCGAAUCAGUUAUACGAUGGGCAUCGUGCACACAUAUACCGACCACCCCAUCCCUUACGCUAUCACUUGUUUGUUAAAAUUGUUUAGGAAAGCAUGAAUGAUAGAAAGAAAGGUGGAAAGCAGCGGAUGAUGCUGAGAUUUGUGAAUGUUUGAGUGUAAGGAGUGAAAGUUAGUUGUUAUGUAGAGUGUGGGCAGCAUAUCAUGUUCUAUAAUUUUGACAACUCCCUCAACUUCAA
Molecule: messenger RNA, 2239 nt
Organism: Cucurbita moschata (crookneck pumpkin)
Lineage: Eukaryota; Viridiplantae; Streptophyta; Magnoliopsida; Cucurbitales; Cucurbitaceae
Product: calcium-dependent protein kinase 26-like
Exons: 5
Coding region: 503-2080 (525 amino acids)
Biological process (GO): intracellular signal transduction; peptidyl-serine phosphorylation; protein autophosphorylation
Cellular component (GO): nucleus; cytoplasm
Molecular function (GO): calcium-dependent protein serine/threonine kinase activity; calcium/calmodulin-dependent protein kinase activity; ATP binding
Source: RefSeq, a predicted model, not a curated record